Molecule: messenger RNA, 1074 nt
Organism: Meira miltonrushii
Lineage: Eukaryota; Fungi; Basidiomycota; Exobasidiomycetes; Exobasidiales; Brachybasidiaceae
Product: Glutamyl/glutaminyl-tRNA synthetase
Exons: 1
Biological process (GO): glutamyl-tRNA aminoacylation
Molecular function (GO): glutamate-tRNA ligase activity; zinc ion binding; ATP binding
Source: RefSeq, a predicted model, not a curated record
AUGGUGAUUAAGCAUCUGCCAAACAAAAAUCUCUUUCAAGCAUGUAGAUUCAAGUACAGAGGGAUUGCAACUUCCUCAAACACUCCCGUCUUACGAUUUGCUCCUUCUCCAACCGGUCAACUCCACCUUGGUGGUUUACGAACAGCAUUAUUCAAUCAUCUAUUUGCAAGAAGCCUUGGUGGAAAAUGGAUCUUGCGAAUAGAAGAUACAGAUCAAAAGAGGUUGGUACCUGGUGCCGUGGAGGCUAUGCAAGAUAUACUCAAAUGGGCUGGAUUAGACUAUGACGAAGGUCCUGACAAGCCUGGCAAUCGAGGACCAUAUGUCCAAUCGGAACGCUUACACCUUUACAAAGGCUAUUACGAGAGGCUUUUACGCUCUGGGCAUGCCUACAGAGACUUCAGAGAGCCAUCUAAAGAUGGUUCAUCCGAUAUCGCAAGGGAUACAUACCUUCCGCCCGGAGAAGACGAAGCACAGGAGAUGAUCCACAAAGGGAAAUCUUUCGUCGUACGAUUCAAAACAAAGGAAGAGGAUACAUCUUUUGAUGAUGCAGUAUAUGGACAUUUGAAGUUCCCCUAUGAUCGUCGUUUGGAGGAUCCCAUCAUCGUCAAAAGUGACGGAUGGCCGACUUAUCAUCUCGCCAAUGUUGUAGAUGAUACAGAAAUGGGAAUCACACACGUAUUCCGAGGUGAGGAAUGGCUACCGUCUAUGCCGACACACUUGAAAUUGUACGAAGCUCUUGCAACUGCGCCGCCACAAUUCGUUCAUUUACCUCUGUUGAUAAACCCUGACGGCAGUAAGUUGUCCAAGAGAGACGCAGUCGUUCAUGUUGAAUCAUAUCGAGAAGCAGGCUAUGAUCCGGAAGCACUGAUCAACUUCGUGGCAUUGAUGGGUUUCAAUUGGCAUCUUCCCGACUCACGAAGUGAAGUGUUCAGUAUGGAAGAAAUGAUUGCGCAGUUCAAAUUGGAUCGUAUCUCACAAUCUAGAGCCAGUCCAGAUGUAUCCAAAUUACGCUUCUUAAACAAGAGUCACUUUUCGGCCAAAGUUGAAGCAGCAAGUGAAACUGAUAGGAUACGA